Messenger RNA from Phoenix dactylifera (date palm), 1195 nucleotides. RefSeq names its product ubiquitin-conjugating enzyme E2 5-like. Lineage: Eukaryota; Viridiplantae; Streptophyta; Magnoliopsida; Arecales; Arecaceae. The record is from RefSeq and is a predicted model, not a curated record.
AUGUAGAAUCUAUUGUAUAGUUUUGUAUCUAAUGUCAUGGUAGAUGUAUUCUAUAUCAAAUAAUGAGCAUGGGAGAAGGAUGGGACAUAAAAUAGAAUAAUAAUUUAUAGGUCCUUUUAUGGAAUAAUCUUUUUCUUAGUUUCAAUCCCAUCCCUUUGUAGUCUGUGCUGCAAGAGAGAAGGAAAGGGAAGGACUCUAUCUUGGGUCACUUCAACUCGUCCUCCGGGCGCCGUCUCAUUUGUUCUUCUAAUCGAUCUUCGACCUCGCUUCGAAUAGAACGGAAGACAGAAGCCAUGUCUUCUCCCAGCAAGCGCCGUGAAAUGGACUUGAUGAAACUGAUGAUGAGUGAUUACAAGGUGGAGAUGAUAAACGAUGGGAUGCAGGAGUUCUAUGUUGAUUUCCAUGGACCCAAAGAAAGUCUUUAUCAAGGAGGCGUGUGGAAGAUCAGGGUGGAAUUGCCUGGUGCUUACCCUUACAAGUCUCCUUCCAUUGGAUUUGUCAAUAAGAUCUAUCAUCCGAAUGUAGAUGAAAUGUCUGGUUCAGUUUGCUUGGAUGUCAUCAACCAGACAUGGAGCCCCAUGUUUGAUCUUAUAAAUGUUUUCGAAGUCUUCCUUCCACAGCUUCUUUUGUACCCCAAUCCAUCUGAUCCGUUAAAUGGAGAAGCUGCUGCGCUGAUGAUGCGUGAUCGACCUGCUUAUGAACAAAAAGUUAAAGAAUAUUGCGAGAAAUAUGCAAAGCCCGAUGAUGCUGGUGCUUCCCCAGAAGAAAAUUCAAGUGAUGAAGAGCUGAGUGAAGAUGAGUAUGGUUCCAGUGAUGAGGAUGUAGUGCCUGGGAAUCCAGAUCCUUAAGCUUGCAUAUCCCAUCUGAUACCCUAAUUCCUGUUUGUAUCAGUUUAUUGUGUUACUGUGUAGAUAAACCUACUUUCUUAUCAUGUUGUUUUGAAUUGUCUUGGUGAUGGAAACUUCAACUGGGCAUACAUGAACUGGAAUUGUGGAUCAGUUAUGUAACAUGUGUGCAUAUGUCCAUGCAUGCAUUUUAACAUGCCCCAUGGAUACUCUCUCUCAAAAAAAAAAAAGAGUAUGCUGAGUUGGACCGAAGUCUGAGUUUAUAUUUGACUCAAGUUAAGGGAUACUAAAAAUCCCAGCAGGACACAAGUUGAGUUUAAUGGUUAGGUUUUCAUGAUUGUUACAGAUAA